Ramularia collo-cygni is the source of this 1665-nucleotide messenger RNA. Its product is annotated as related to acyl-CoA synthetase. The coding region runs from base 1 to 1665 and encodes 554 amino acids. Gene Ontology annotation, molecular function: CoA-ligase activity. Lineage: Eukaryota; Fungi; Ascomycota; Dothideomycetes; Mycosphaerellales; Mycosphaerellaceae. The transcript is spliced from 5 exons. Gene Ontology annotation, biological process: secondary metabolic process. The record is from RefSeq and is a predicted model, not a curated record.
AUGGAGUUCCGCCCAGAUCACCACGCGGAAGUACCCCACCUCGAUCUGCUAUCAUGGCUAUUCGCUGAUGUCGAAGUAGAUCGCGAAAAGCCGAUAUUCAUCGACACCGUUGAUGAGUCGCAGCGUCUCAACAUUCAUCAAGCAGUAGCGUUGAUCCGCAAACUCAUUGCAGGCCUGAGGACUAUAGGCCUCAAAGUUGGCGAUGCUGUCUGCCUGCACGCCUUCAACCACAUUCUAUAUUCAUCCCUGUAUCUGGGCAUCGUUGGUGCAGGCGGCUGCGUCGUUGGCUCAAAUCCAGCCUAUGCAUCACUCGAACUAGAGCACUUGCUACAGACGACGAAUUCAAAGUACAUUAUAAUCGAGUCCGACUUACUGGAUAAGGCGUUACCCGCCAUCUUAUCCGCCGAUAUACCCGCCUCACACAUUUUUGUGUUCUCUCCUGGGGAGUGCGAGGACCCUCCUGUCGGACUCAGGACUUGGGAGUAUCUGCUCCAACACGGCGAGCAGGACUGGAUUCAAUUCAACAAUGCCUCAAUAGCCAAAUCAACCGCCGCCGCGCUUUUACUAACAAGUGGAACGACGGGUCUCCCAAAGGCGGCAGUCAUUUCACACUAUGCUCAUGUGGCAGUAGGGGUCUCGACGGAGUUUCUGGAAAAGAAGAAGCCUUACGACGUCUCCUAUCUGCUCUCGAUACCCCAAUUCCACUCCUUCUCAGUUCCCUUUGUACACAUUGCUGCCUUUCGACCGGGACGCACAAUAUACAUCAUGCGUCGCUUCGACCCGGUGAGGUUUGCAAAGUACAUCCAUCGGUACCAGAUCACGGACACGGCAGUCGUACCUCCUAUGCUGGCAAGUCUUGUGGACUCGGAGGAUGCAUCGCGGCAAUUGGCCAGCUUGCGAGUCGUUUACUGUGCUGGAUCCCCUCUGUCGCCAGUUCUUCAUCGGAGGAUUCUCUCUGUACUUCACAGCGAUGCUGUCGUGACACAGGUGUGGGGAAUGACUGAAACUGGAUGGAUCAGUACGUUUUGCUGGCCAGAAAAGGACGUCACGGGGAGUGUUGGCAGGUUGGUUCCCAACAUGGAAGCGCGCGUAAUCGAUGGACAUGGCAAUGAGGCUUUGGCUGAAGGGGUGACUGGCGAGAUCUACGUCCGAGGACCCACCAUCAUGAACGGCUAUCUAGCAAAUCCGACCGCCACCGCGGAUGCUCUACAAGACGGGUGGCUGAAGACAGGAGAUAUUGGUUAUUUUGAGGGCGGUAAAAUCUACAUUGUAGAUCGAAGCAAGGAACUCAUCAAAGUUCGCGGAUGGCAAGUCUCUCCCUCGGAGCUAGAGGCGACACUACUUCUUCAUCCCGCAAUCCUCGACGUAGCCGUCGUUGGCGUCGCCAUGUCGGACGAAUACCCGGGAGAUCAACUUCCUCGUGCAUACGUGGUGGUGCGUCCCGGACAGUGCCUCUCGGAGCGGGACGUCGAAGAGUUUGUAGCCUGCCGAAUGGCGAGGUACAAGGCUCUUGAUGGUGGCGUGGUGUUUGUUACAUCCAUCCCUAGGAAUGGGAGUGGAAAGAUCCUGAGGAGGUUACUUUCAGAAAAGAUGGGAGCUGAGAGGAUCGUGGCUGGCACCGUCUCGAGCAUGGCUGCUGACAGAGCUGUGGAAGUCGGGACCUAG